CAGACCUCACACAGAGCUGGAAAACGUUCUGUGUUUUCCUGACGUCACACAUCACGUGUAUAAUCCUGGCCAAUGAGCUGGCGAGAACUAGGACGCGUCUCAAAUCGUCCUUUCCCCCUGUGUAGAGAAGUGUAGUCACAGAAAUGACCCUAAAUUCUACUGACUUGUUAUUUAGUGAAGAAAAACAACGAGUAAUGGAAUUCUAAUCUUAAAUCCACUUAAUCAUUAUUAUUAGAAAUCAUUCGAAUUAAUAAAAAGCAAGUCUUCAGUAGUACGUAAACAACUAAUCCGUUUUAAAAGCUGAUAUCAAUCCCUUGCCCGUCAUUUUUAGUUCUCAGACACGCUGCACAUUUAAAUGUAAAAAAAAACAAUCGAUGUAAUUUACUUAUUUAUUUAAACAUUAGUUUAUUUUGUGUAUUUUACCGGAUGUGUGCGCUUACAAACUCCAAAUAACGAGCAGCAAACACUUUCCUUAUUCAGGUGAAGUGUCCUGAUCUAAGGGAGAGUGAGAACGGGGGUGUUUUGAACGCAGCUAGUGACGUCACACUUCCGGGUUCCGGCACAGCUCGUGUAGUCGUUAGUUACGCGUUGUGUAUUUCUCGGUUUAUUUUAUUUAAAUAAAAAAAAAAAAACCUUUAAAACUUGACAUAUUUCAUGGACUACUAAAGUGGGCAGAUAAAAAUAAUAAUAAUAAUAAAUAAAUAAUAAAACAUGCUAUAAAUUCUCCUCCAGUGUGUUCACUGAUAACGGGGCUGCGAUGAUGAACACGCAGAGCUCAGCAGGUGUGUGUGCGCGAGCGCGAGCGCGAGCGUGUGUGUGCGUGCUGUGCGGGUUACCUGCGGUGGGGAAGUCCACACUCACACACCUCCUCUCUGAUCACCUGCACACACUCGGCUGGAGGACUUUUAUCAUCUCAUAUGAUGAGUUAAUACCUGAGGAGGCUUUUCACUUCACCACACCUGAGAGAGAGGAGGAUGAGGAUGAGGAGAAAUCUAAAGAGCAGGCGGGGUGGAAGCAGCACAGACAGGCCGUGUUGGAGUGUGUGGACAGUUUCCUGCAGGAGCUCAGCGCUGACAGACCUCACACACACACUGCAGGAGGAACAGGAAGUGUGUGUGAACACUUUAAAGAGGCCAUGGAGAAGCAGCAGAUCCUCCCAGUGUUACAGAACACACACUCCGGACCUCAGAGACUCGCCCUGCUGCUCGACGACAACUUCUACUACCACAGCAUGAGAUACGGAGUGUACCAGCUCGCCCGGAAACAUUCAGUGGGGUUCUGUGAGGUCUACCUGCACUGUCCGCUAGAAGUGUGUCUCCAUAGAAACGGGGUCAGAGGUCAGCCGGUGCCGGAUGAUGUCAUCACCGAGAUGGCCAAUCGCAUGGAGCCUCCAAACACCGUGAAGAAUCAGUGGGAGAAGAACAGUGUGACUGUGGACAACACACACACCGUUACACACACACACCUACAGGAGAUGCUGCAGGUGAUUUCUUCAGCAGUAGAAAAUCCUCUGAGUCCAGUUCAGGAUGAUUCCGAGCAGAGGGAGGCAGACAGACAGCGCUGUGCCUGCAGUGUGGUGCACCAGGUGGAUCAGGUGUGCAGGAGACUCGUCUCUCAGGCCAUGGUGACGGCGAGAGCGUGCUCGCAGAGCGGCGAGGAGAUGAAGGCGUUAGCGAGAGAACUGAGUGAGGAGAAGAGUCGCUUCCUGCAGGAACUCAGAGCUCAGGUUCUCCAGCAGCUGGGACAGGACGAGUGUGUGUGUGUGGAGCACGUGGUUAACAUCGCGACCGACACAUUUACACGCAGAACACACGUGACGAUGCAGCGGCGCGGCGUCCACUCCACAUCCAGCUCAUAAUCACACACGCAGAACAGCUUCAUUUCUAAACAAUAAAAUCAGUCAGCGUGUCUCUGCUGAGAUUCACUCACCGAACUUCACUUCACUGACCUGUAAAAAAUUACUCAUUACAAUAAACAAUUCAAUUAUUCAUUUAAAUACCUAAUCAAUGCACUUUUUAAUGACCUUUAUUAUUAAUCACAACAACAGCCUAAAAGCCCUCUUUUUUAAUUAUUAAUUACAAUAAUUAAACAAUUAUAUCAUUUAUUUAAAUACCUAAUUAAUGCACUUUUUAAUGACAUUUUUAUUAAUUACAAUAAGAGCCAAAAAAGAUUUAAAUGGUAAAUGGCGCACUUAUAUAGCGCUUUUAUCCGAAGCGCUUUACACUGUGUCUCAUUCACACACUCUCACACACACACGCACACACACCAAUGGUAGCAGAGCUGCCAUGCAAGAGCUUGCCAUCGGGAGCAACUCGGGGUUCAGUGUCUUACCCAAGGACACUUCGGCAUGUGGAGUCACGUGGAGGCAUGUGGAGGCAUGUGGAGUCAUGUGGAGUCACGUGGAGUCACGUGGAGUCACGUGGAGUCAUGUGGGCCGGGAAUGGAACCGCCAACCUUACAAUUAGUGGACAACCGGCUCUACCACCUGAUCCACAGCCGCCCAACUGAAUUGACUUUUUUUUUAUUAAUUACAAUAAGAGCCUAAAAAUACCCAAUAAAUACACUUUAAAUAAUUAAUUUUUAUUAUUAAUUACAAUAAGAGCUGAAGUGAAGCCCUAAUUGAAUUAACUUGAUUAAUAAUGUUAAUUGUUGCCUUCAUUAUGGCAUCUUCUUUAUUUUCUAACAUCAACAGUUAUUUUUAAUUAUUAUUUAUUGUGAAAUGCAAUAAAUUGUAUAUAUACACACACACACAUCCCGAUUUUUUUCCCAUCAGACAUAAUUAAAAUCAGAUUUAAAUAAAAAGACAGAAUUACAGUACACAGCUGUUAAUGUUAAUUAUAAAAUCAUAAAUGUUUGUUUCUUCGAUAUAUUUUUAAAUAAAUUU
This is a messenger RNA of Ictalurus furcatus (blue catfish), 2884 nucleotides long. RefSeq names its product L-seryl-tRNA(Sec) kinase-like. Bases 758 to 1858 code for a protein of 366 amino acids. NCBI's taxonomy places the organism in Eukaryota, Metazoa, Chordata, Actinopteri, Siluriformes, Ictaluridae. The transcript is spliced from 6 exons. Gene Ontology annotation, molecular function: tRNA binding; kinase activity. The record is from RefSeq and is a predicted model, not a curated record.